Messenger RNA from Trichosurus vulpecula (common brushtail), 6547 nucleotides. RefSeq names its product BTB domain containing 9 (gene BTBD9). The transcript has 11 exons. Gene Ontology annotation, molecular function: protein binding. NCBI's taxonomy places the organism in Eukaryota, Metazoa, Chordata, Mammalia, Diprotodontia, Phalangeridae. The record is from RefSeq and is a predicted model, not a curated record. Gene Ontology annotation, biological process: modulation of chemical synaptic transmission; circadian behavior; adult locomotory behavior. Bases 375 to 2318 code for a protein of 647 amino acids.
ACUCAUCCCGGGGCCUUAAGGGCACAAGUGCCGGGAGGCGGGGAACAGCCCCCCAGCCGCCUCCGGGGACGCACAGCUCGGCGCUCGCCGCAGCUCCGGAACCUAAGACGCCGCUCGGCUACGCCGGGCCUCUAGCGGUUGCUAAGUGACGCCAGCGCGCAGCGGGCGCGGGCGCGGCCACGGAGCUGUGCGUGAGAGCGGGCGCGCGCCGCGGCGGCGGCGGCGACGACGACGACGACGACGACGAACGCAGCGGCGGCAGCAGUGGCGGCGGCGGCGACCGGGGAGCCCAGUGGUCGGGAGAGUCGGAGGCCGUGGGGGUUGCGUCUUUGAGAAACCUUGUCGGGAUCAGCGAAUACUAUCUAUUCCACAAAAUGAGCAACAACCAUCCACUCCGCCCCUAUACUGCUGUGGGAGAAAUUGAUCACGUGCACAUCUUGUCUGAAAGUAUUGGUGCCUUGUUAAAUGGGGAAGAAUAUGGCGAUGUCACAUUUAUAGUGGAAAAGACACGGUUUCCAGCCCACAGAGUGAUUUUAGCUGCCAGGUGCCACUAUUUUCGAGCAUUAUUAUAUGGUGGAAUGCGAGAGUCUCAGCCUGAAGCAGAAAUCCCUCUCCAAGAUACCACUGCAGAGGCAUUUACCAUGUUACUUAAAUACAUCUACACAGGACGGGCAACGCUGACAGAUGAGAAGGAGGAGGUGCUGCUGGAUUUCUUAAGCCUGGCUCAUAAAUAUGGAUUCCCUGAACUGGAAGAUUCAACCUCUGAGUAUCUCUGCACCAUACUUAACAUUCAGAAUGUCUGCAUGACUUUUGAUGUUGCUAGUCUCUACUUGCUUCCAAAGCUCACAUGUAUGUGCUGUAUGUUUAUGGACAGAAAUGCUCAAGAGGUACUUUCCAGUGAAGGUUUCCUCUCUCUUUCUAAGGCAGCACUUCUCAAUAUCGUAUUAAGAGAUUCAUUUGCAGCUCCUGAAAAGGAUAUUUUUCAAGCCUUGUUGAAUUGGUGCAAGCACAAUCCAAAAGAGGAUCAUGCUGAAAUCAUGCAGGCAGUUCGCUUGCCCCUGAUGAGUCUCACUGAGCUCUUGAAUGUUGUUAGACCUUCUACAUUAUUGUCUCCUGAUGCCAUCUUGGAUGCAAUUAAAGUGCGCUCAGAAAGUCGGGACAUGGAUCUCAAUUAUCGGGGCAUGCUCAUACCAGAAGAGAACAUUGCAACGAUGAAGUAUGGAGCCCAGGUAGUGAAAGGGGAGCUGAAAUCUGCCUUACUUGAUGGUGACACACAAAAUUAUGAUUUGGAUCAUGGAUUUUCUAGGCAUCCGAUUGAUGAUGACUGCCGUUCUGGCAUUGAGAUUAAAUUAGGCCAGCCGUCGAUUAUCAAUCACAUACGAAUACUCCUGUGGGAUCGUGAUAGCCGGUCUUAUUCCUACUACAUUGAAGUGUCCAUGGAUGAACUUGAUUGGAUCAGAGUAAUUGAUCACUCAAAAUACCUCUGUCGUUCUUGGCAAAAGCUGUAUUUUCCUGCCCGGGUCUGCAGGUAUGUUCGAAUAGUUGGAACACACAACACAGUGAACAAAGUUUUCCACCUUGUGGCUUUUGAGUGUAUGUUUACAAACAAAACCUUUACUCUUGAGAAGGGUCUGAUAGUUCCAAUGGAGAAUGUUGCAACAAUUGCCGAUUGUGCUAGUGUGAUUGAGGGUGUGAGUCGUAGUCGCAAUGCCUUGUUGAAUGGUGACACCAAGAAUUACGAUUGGGAUUCCGGAUACACCUGUCACCAGCUAGGAAGUGGUGCCAUUGUGGUUCAGCUGGCACAACCUUACAUGAUUGGGUCAAUACGGUUAUUACUUUGGGACUGUGAUGAUCGAAGCUACAGCUACUACAUUGAAGUUUCCACCAAUCAACAGCAGUGGACCAUGGUGGCAGACAAAACCAAACUGCCCUGCAAAUCCUGGCAAUCAGUAACCUUUGAUAAACAGCCUGCAUCCUUCAUCCGAAUAGUUGGAACACACAACACAGCAAAUGAGGUAUUCCACUGUGUACACUUUGAAUGUCCAGAGCAGAGCAGCACACACAAGGAGGAGAGCAAGGAGGAAGCCACAGCACCACCAACAGCAGUGGGGGUGGCCACGGGGGUGGCAGCAGCGGCAUCUGCGACAUCUGCGGCAUCUGCAUCUGCAGCAGCCUCGACAGCAGCAGCAGCAGCAGCAGGAGAAGAAGAGAGCCCUGGGGGGCAGCAACUGGUCCCUUACCCACUUCGACCCUCCAGCAACAACUCAAACCAGUCCCUCCCAGGACCCACUUGUCGAUCACCUGUUCAACCCCAAUAAAAGAUGAAGACAAAGGACGGAUGCGGCGACUUGGUUUGGGCCCAGAUGACACUAGGAAGUCCUCGUCCUUCUUGGACACCAAUUGUUAUAUGACUUUUUCCCUAUUGCUGCUGUUUCCAAAGGGGAGCAGGCCUGCCUGAAAAUAAGGAAAUAGAACAGGUUUUCUCCCAAGGACGGAAAGGGGGCUGCUUCGCUUGCCUCAAUUUGUUCAAAUCAGACUGGUCUCCAGGGGGAGAAAAUGGGUCUUCAAUCUUCAUCAAGUCCACCAUUAACACCCUACCUCUCUAAUCUAACCCAGGCCAAGGGAACGGAAGGAAAUAAUAGACAGACUCGUGUUGGAAUACAAAAAUGGCAUAUGAACACUAGGCUGGGAAGAGAAUACAUUAGGCAUUUAUUACCUGGAGGCACCCUUUAGGAAAUGGGUUUUUGGUGGGAGUGUUUAUUUUUAUGGAACACAUUGCCCUGGCAACUAAAUGAUUUUUAUUUCUUUUAGUUACUCUCAAUUUGCUGAGUCAUAGGUGUUCCAGAUCUCUUUGAAAAGCUCAGAUGGUAAUUUUUUUUUCCAAAUCCCUUUUGAGGCAGUAAUUCCCCUCCCUUAUUUCUGAACGGUUAUGCAUGGGGUAGAGUAGGAAAAUAUCAAGCCUGUCUUUGAAAUGAGGCCCAGAUGCAGCUGAUUGCAGCACCUGGUCUGACAAGGAGACGCCUUCAAGGAGGUAUAUCAAAAUACACAAUGAGGAAGCCGAUCUUUGGACACCGUAGUUAAUAAUCGCUUGAAUUGCAGAGUUAUUAACCUGUCAUUUCUGAAAUGUAUCUGGAGCAACUAUGUGCUUCUUUUCAACUUUGAGAUUCUGACACAUAAACAGUCCCAGCACCUGCUAAUUUAAUGGCAAAUAUAAACGUGUGCAUAGCUAUUUCUCUGGGCGUAGAUAGAUGGAUGUAUAUCUGUAGUCCAUUCUGGUCUGGUUGAAGUUUCUGCAGGAAACAUCAGGGUUCAGGAUUUCCUCUUUUGGUUUGCACUUCUGCUAAUGAUGGGCAUCAGGAAUACAGAACUGGGAAUUUGCAAUUGAGGUCUCUCUUUUUUUUAAGGUGUUUUUGUGGACUACAAUACUCAGCUGGGGAUUUAAAAAGUCUGCUAGAAAAAACUUUCUUGCUAAUCUUCAUAAAAAUGAUCUCAUUUGACUAUUGUAUCCCGGUCUGCCUUGAUUUUGUCUCCCCCUUCAGCAUUAACUACCCUUUGUAACUUCAUCCAUCAGAUUGUUGUCUGCUUUUGGUUAAUCUUGAGAGCUUCCUGCCAUGUUCGCAGUUGUAAUCAGCUCCCUCUCCAGCCCCAAGUGCUGUUCACUUAGAGCUCCAAGUUUGCUCUGUGGGGCAGGGAGGAGCGGGGAGAUCACUGAAGAGGGGGAUGCUAGUGCUUCUGGGAAGCUUAAGGAAAACCUGCUGUCUCUUAAAGUAUUGGACUUAGGGGACAUCAGCAGAUUCCAGGAUCCGGCUCAGAAAAAAAGUGGUUUGCUCUGGUUUGGGUAUUUCUUUUUCUGGCACCUGAAAAACAUUGCUUGGAAUAUAGGAAGAUCCACCAGGUCAGCUAAUUAAAUAUGCUUUUUCUUGUGAUUUAAUUUCAUGUUAUAUCAGUAUUGAAAUAGUAGACUGGCAUCAAAGUGCAUGAUUGAGUGGAAGGUUUUCCUUCUCUUUGAGCAGAGAUCUGCCAAGGCAAGCAGAGGCAACAUGGAGGAGAGGAGCCGAGGUAGGAGAGGCUGCAGAAAGGUCAGGAAUUUGUCUGAGGUCAUCUUCCAGACCCCGGCUGGGUCAUUGCCAGGCGAGACUAGAUCUUCCUUGGCCCUUCUCUGCUCCUGAGGGCUUCGCUGUCUUCAUUCCACCUAUUCUCCCACUCUUUGAAUCAUAGCCAUCCCCACAUAGGUGGAGAGUGUUUAUUCAGGAAUAGGACUGCUCCUCCCAUAGUGGGUGGCAGUCUUCUCGGAUUUGGAUGCUACUUGUUUCAUCCAGUAACCUCUAGUCACCAAUUAACAUGAAGAAUUCCUGUCUGCUCAGCACUUUUCUGGGCUUCUGAUAGCCUGGGCACCGCAGAGCCAAGCUCCUGGAUAGGGAAAUCAAAUUAGCCGGUUUAGUCAUUUUAUAGGAUGGAAUUAAGAUUCUCAGUAAUUGCUGAGGCAAAAGUUUCAUUUCAGAUAUUAAAGCCACCUUUAUAGGGAUGAAUGCCUGGUUUUGAUUAUCUCACGUGUCCCUCCCCAACCCCCAUGGAGACAGGAAAUCAAGCUAUGAGAGGUUGGGAUCACCUUUCUGGCCACAUUCACCUCCCCUUACACUUCCAUGGCCAUUACUUAAAUAUUGUGGAAAAAGUUUUCUGCUGUCUAUGAAGAUGUCCUGGCCAAGUUACACAUCUGGAAAUAAAGUAGAAAUAAAGUGAGCUUCAGAACCCAAAGAGUCAGUCACUGCAGCCACUUCACCUUGGGACCCUAACGAUUGAGCCUUCCCUACAUGUCGACGUCUUCCAGCUUCUUCACUGGACUCUACAGAAGCCAUCCGGAGGAUGAGAAGAGUUUAGUGCCAGCUCCCCAGCUAGUUACAGAAAAUAGUAGGUACCUAACUAAGAACGCUUACUGCCCAGUUCACUCUUGAACUGUUAAAAAGGAAGCAAUGUUCAUCCAACUGAAGGGACCCAGCUAAGUUCUCCACUUUGCCCUCCAGAUGCAGCCUGGCUCUGGUCUCCACCUAAGCGGGGUUUGAAGGAAAUAUCUUGAUUUGAACCCAUUAACAACACAGUGAAGUAUUACUGAGGGCCAUUCUUAGCCAUGAAGACAUUUUGUCACCAUUCUGUUUCUUCAAGAAUACAAGAUACAGAGAGGUGUAGAAAAAUGUCUGUGACCUCCCCAGAGCCGUGAGGCAGCUUUCUAGGGAGAUCUCAAAGAGCCCAUUUCAAGAUGGCAUCAUACUGGAGGAUGAUGUGGAAAGAAUGCCCAGCACUUAAGGAAGAAGAGUGAGUUCCAUCAAAGGAAGCUGGAAAAGGGCCUGAGGAAUUCACCAAGUGUUGAAAACUCAGGUGGCAGAUUCAGUACGCCUAGAGUAUGUCCGUAGAAUAAGGCAGAAGGCUUGCCCACCCCAGACCAGCUCCUCUCCUCACUGGAGCUAUAAACUACAAGAAUGAACCGGUCGAGUGGAACAAAACAGAACUGGGGGUGGGAAAGGAAACUGGGAUGUUUUAGGAGGCAAUACUAUGAAGCAGCUAAAACAUGAGCAAUGCCUGAAGUAGGGGCCAAGCAGAGAAAGACUGAAAGGAAGAAGAAGGUGCCUUAGCUGGGCAGCAGGUGAGGAACAGGGUGGAAGGGUCAUGAGAUGGGACCAGUACUGAUGCUAAACCUCAGAGAGGCAUGACUCAGCCAUAAAGAGGUGAAAAGAGCAGUUUGGCCUGGAUGAGGAAGAGGCGUGCUGGCCAUGCCCAGCCCCAAUACCUCAUGAGAGUCCCCUCCAGCCCCGUCGGCCCAAAGCCAAUUGUUGCCAGCAAUGAGGCCAGAAGGCUGCAUCACCAGCAGUUUUUUAUAGGGUUUCUGUUUGGGGUAAAUGUUUCUCAUUUGUUGUGGUGAUAUUGCUUGUUGAUACAGGCUGAUCCUCACUGGAGAAACUGCAGGAGUCUGAGCAGAUGUGGGUGGUUUUGUCUUUCUUUCCUCUCUCUCUUGUCUUUCAUUUUGGCUUCUUAUUUUUCUGAAGGCAGGGAGGGAAAUAUUGCAGGGCUUUGAACUUUUAGCACCAGAAUUCACAUGUCUAAGGGAAGACUGAGGACGGGACAGGCCCUGGGGUGAGGGCUGUCCAUAGAUGCCUCCUAGAGGACGGACAGGGCUUUGGCUUAGCCCGGGCAGUCUGUGGCUGGGUCAAGAAGACCAGAGGUGCCGGGCCCUUUCCAGGUCUUAGGACUGGGAACAGUUUUAUUUUGGGGACAUUUACACUUAAGUGGAGAGAGGUUUGUUGCCUAGCACUUCAAACUUAAAAUAGCAAUAAUAACCCAAUCUUUUAUCUUUCUGCCAACCCCUUCUCCCCUUUUCUCUACAUCUCAUGCACUUAUUCAUUUCCUCCAUCUGAAGUUUUGCUCAAACCAUUAUUAGUUGGUAUGUGAAAUUCAUCUAUUUCUCUUAAAAGUGUCACUCCUUGCUCUCCCCAGCUCCCCCAUUAAAUGAACUGUUGAUCCCUAACAAAUAUAUUGUGUCUUAUUCCUUGAAAAA